CAAUGUCGGAGGUUACAGAAAUGAACCCCAUAUACGCGCCAUUCUUCGGCAUGGCCGGAGUGUAAAUCCCCGGUUCCAGAGGUGCAAGCGAAAGAAGGGGAAGGGGGUGCCAUCCGGCUAACAAAGAGGAAUGGUAGGGCAUCGGCAAUGAUAUUCUCAAGUAUGGGCGCGGCCUACGGUACCGCCAAAGUUCGUUCUUAUCCACCCUUUUCCGGGAAACCCAAACGGAAGCGCGAGUUGCGCAACUGACUGGCUGACUGACGUGACCGACUGACAAAAGGCCGGUAUCGCAAUCUCGGGGAUCGGAACGUUCAAACCGGAGCUCAUCAUGAAGUCCUUGAUCAGUAAGCGUACCUUUUUUUUUUCUUCCCCUUUUCCUCCGAUCCCAGUUCUGAUUGGUUUUCCAAGGCGUGAUCAUGUCCGGUAUAAUAGCCGUUUACGGCCUCGUGAUAGCCGUCCUCAUAGCUGGAGAUCUGGGUCGCAAGGAAUCGUCAUAUUCACUAUUCUCCGGGAUCUUGCACAUGGCUGCUGGGCUGAGUGUUGGGAUGACCGGCCUGGCGGCCGGGUAUGCUAUCGGCCUCGUUGGGAAUGCGGGCUCGAGGGCGUUUUUGCAGCAACCCAAGGUUUUUGUCGGUCAGGUGCUUAUUCUGAUCUUUGCGGAGGUGUUGGGGCUAUAUGGGCUUAUUGUGGCGUUGAUUUUGAAUACUAAGAUUUCAGGGUGAGGGGGAUUGGAGAAAGGGGGGGUUGUAUGAUAGCGGUAGGGGGGACGAAGGCGGGGGGCUAUGCUGUGUUUAAAGGGGAGGGGAUAAUGGGGGUAUGCAAAUUCUGUUUCUCUUUUUAUUUUUAUUUUGUUCUCUUGCUAUUGGGAUUCCGCUUUCUUUCCUACCCUCUAGAAUGGAAAUUGAUUUCAAAAUAUCGGGAUA
This is a messenger RNA of Tuber aestivum (summer truffle), 923 nucleotides long. Lineage: Eukaryota; Fungi; Ascomycota; Pezizomycetes; Pezizales; Tuberaceae. The record is from the annotation of a GenBank genome assembly.